UGAAGUGUAGCCAAAAUGGCUGAACCGGGAGAAAAUGAGAAAAUUCCAGCUAAACGGAGCUUGGGAAAAUGUUGCAGCUUCCAUUGGCGGGGCAAGGCGUCACUUCUAAUGCCAUUGCUCACUUUGCCAUUGUUGAUCCAUGGAAUUUUGGAGGAAGAACCAGCUUUUAGAUGCAUGUAUCUGGUGUCCAAUAUGGCACUCUUUUGGAUCACUGAAGCGAUUCCGCUCUACUUGACUUCGCUCUUUCCUGUGGUUUUCUUGCCCCUCUUCAAUAUUUUGAGUUCCGAGAGAGUGUGCAAACUGUACUUUUCCGAUACAGUGGUCAUGUUUAUUGGUGGCUUAAUCAUAGCCUUGGCCAUCGAGUAUAGCAAUCUGCAUCAGCGCAUAGCCAUGAAGACUAUACUCAUUGUGGGUUGCAGUCCACGGCGCCUGCACUUUGGCUUGGUUAUGGUCACAUGUUUCAUUUCACUGUGGAUCUCCAAUUCGGCUGCCACAGCCAUGAUGUGUCCCAUUGUGAAGGCUGUGCUCAGCGAGCUCCACUCGCAAAAUAUAUUCACUGUGUUCAAAACGCAAGAGGAGGAGCCCAUGGAAGAGGGCGAUCCGCCACAUCCAUCAACCAUAUCGAUGGCCUUCUACUUCGGCAUUGCCUAUGCCUCAACAAUUGGCGGCUGUGGCACACUGAUUGGCACUGGCACAAAUCUAACCUUCAAGGGUCUCUACGACACACGUUUUCCCAAAUCGGCAACUAGCAUUGAUUUUCCCAUUUUCAUGGCUUAUGCCGUGCCCCUUGUGGUCAUUGUGAAUGUUCUGCUGCUAUAUUUUUCACUGCAAAUCACACACAUGGGUCUGUUCCGUGGGAAGAGCGUGACGGGCCAAGAGGUGAAGCGCGGCACCAUGGGCCAGGAUGUGGUCAAGACUGUCAUCAAGGCACGCCACGCGGAGCUCGGACCCAUGACAUGUCAUGAGAUACAAGUGACUCUGCUCUUCAUACUGAUGGUGGUUCUGCUGUUCACACGCAAGCCGGGCUUUGUGCCUGGCUGGGGCGAUUUCCUCAAUGCACAAAAAAUAGGCAGUGGCCCUCCGGUGUGGCUGCCCGUCAUAAUGCUUUUCGCACUGCCCACACAGUAUAAGUUCUUCAAGUAUUGUUGUGGCAAUCCUCCUUUCACGGGUCAAAGCAUGGAUGCUCUGCUCUCCUGGGUCUACAUACACAAGAAUACGCCCUGGGGCUUAUGUUUCCUGCUCGGCGGUGGAUUUGCUCUGGCCGAGGGCAGCAAGGUCAGUGGCAUGGCCAAGAUGCUGGGCGACUCGCUGGGCUUUGCCUCCAAGAUGCCCAAUAUCGUCGUCGAGGGCAUGUGCAUUUUCAUUGGCUUAUUCUGCACCGCGUUCAGCUCGAAUGUGGCCAUCUGCAACAUACUCAUACCGAUCUUCAGCGAAAUGGCUCUGGCCAUUAAGAUGCAUCCCCUGAAGCUGACUUUGCCGCCGUCUCUGGCCAUCAGCAUGGCCUACCAUCUGCCAGUGAGCACUCCGCCCAAUGCCAUCAUCUCUGGCUAUGCUGGCAUCAAGACCAAGUAUCUGGCAAUGGCCGGCAUUUUGCCGACUAUUUGGGCCUUUGUGAUCCUCAUGCUGAACAGUCAGUGGGGCAAAAUCAUCUUCCCAGAGUCCUCACAGUUCCCCGAUUGGGCAAAGAACUCGUAA
Molecule: messenger RNA, 1695 nt
Organism: Drosophila subobscura
Lineage: Eukaryota; Metazoa; Arthropoda; Insecta; Diptera; Drosophilidae
Product: protein I'm not dead yet 2-like
Exons: 10
Coding region: 16-1695 (559 amino acids)
Biological process (GO): monoatomic anion transmembrane transport; citrate transport
Cellular component (GO): membrane
Molecular function (GO): succinate transmembrane transporter activity; citrate transmembrane transporter activity
Source: RefSeq, a predicted model, not a curated record